AUCUACCAAAACGUCCUUAUAAACGCCGCCGGCCUUUCCACGCAACCUCUUACACACACAUUAGAUUCCUCAAAUCUGUUCUAAUCGCAAACAAUCACACACCAACGAAUCCCAGGUUUUUUUUUGUUGUUGUUGGUGUCUUUACAUUCCGAUUUUUCUGUGUCUCUCUUCGUAUCAAUUCAAUUUUCCCCAACCCCAAACAAUUUCAACGCCACCGUUUUCUCCAGACCCAUCAUCGAUCCUUCUUCUCAGAACUUCAGAAUCAAUGAUUGUUUUUUUUAUUCAUGAAAUUUCAGUUAUGAUGUGCAGGUGGGUGUGAUUAUUUAGUUAGUUAGUUAGUUGAAGGUUGAAGAUUGAAGAAGAUGUAUCACGCAAAGAAAUUCUCUAUGACUAGCUUAGUGCCUCACAAAACACAAGGUGUUGAGCUUGCAGCUGUUCCUGCUGUGAAAAACACUGCUUCUUCUGCUGCUGCUGCUUCUGGCUCUGGCUCUGGCUCUGGCUCUGCUGGAGCCGGGAAGCAACGUUUGCGAUGGACUUCUGACCUUCAUGACCGUUUUGUUGAUGCUAUCACCCAGCUUGGCGGACCAGAUAGUGGGGGCAACACCAAAAGGUGUUCUAAGAGUAAUGGGCGUACCUGGACUUACCAUUUAUCAUGUGAAAAGCCAUUUACAGAAGUACCGCCUUGCAAAGUACCUUCCAGAAUCUCCUGGUGAUGGCAAAGGUUCUAAAGAUGAGAAGAAAAGUUCUGGAGACAGCCUUUCUGGCUCAGAUUCCUCCCCGGGAAUGCAAAUUAAUGAGGCACUGAGGAUGCAAAUGGAGGUUCAGAAGCGUCUUCAUGAACAGCUUGAGGUUCAAAGACAGCUGCAAAUGAGAAUAGAAGCACAGGGUAAAUAUUUACAGAAGAUCAUUGAGGAGCAGCAGAAACUAGGUGGUGCACUGAAAGCUUCCGAGACCUCACCAUCGGAUGAGGCUAAGCAAAAGCUAUCUGAGUCAGAACCAACUGGUGAUGGCUCUGCCGGGCCCUCUUCACCCCGAAAGAAACAGAAAGUGGAUGAUGGACCAACAGAUGGCUUCAUGAUCUCCGCAGUGCUACCAAAAAGUGACCAGAAGAACGAUUUUGUUGGUCAGUGGGACCGGAACUUGUAUGGAAGUGAUGCCGGGUUUGGAUUAGACUUGGAAACUGAGUUCAAGGGGGGAGAAGAUGAUGGUUCAAAAUAGUAAUCGAUGUUGUUAAAUUAAAUGUAGUCUUUUGUAAUGCUUGUGGCAGAAAUUAUAAACCACGUUCUGUGUAAAUUUAUACAUGCGUCCAUCUGUAAAUGUAAUUAAAUACAAAAUCUCUAGUUAUUCUCACGUUGCUGUAAAUGCCUUGUAUUCAGCUGUGGAACGUAUCAGAUACGUUGUGAGCUGGAUCAAAUAUGCUCCUCUUUUCAAUAUGUUUAAGGUGCGCGUUAUUGUU
Messenger RNA from Quercus robur (English oak), 1456 nucleotides. Its product is annotated as myb family transcription factor PHL7-like. The coding region runs from base 547 to 1218 and encodes 223 amino acids. The record is from RefSeq and is a predicted model, not a curated record. Gene Ontology annotation, molecular function: DNA binding; DNA-binding transcription factor activity. NCBI's taxonomy places the organism in Eukaryota, Viridiplantae, Streptophyta, Magnoliopsida, Fagales, Fagaceae. The transcript has 7 exons.